AGCACAGCUUAGCGGAUAGCGCGCAGCUUGAGCCGUGCCCAAUGCGAAUUCACCAUGCCGGCGGGUCCACCUGCCGAUGUAAAGACGGAGAUCGAGGAUGCCGCUGAUGCAAACAAGACCCAGGAUGCUGAUGAGGAGCUUCCAGACUUUGGAGGUGACGAGGAGACCAAAGCAGAGGGCCAAGAGGCAGAACACGGAGUGGCAGGUUUGCAGCCAGAAGCCAAGGAGGAACCAGAUGAGCGGGCAAAGGGAGAACCUCGACCAGAUGCUAUCCUCGUGUCAGGCGUGCAGCGGCUGACACGCAAGCACCUGGCUGAGGUCUUUGCAUCGAAGAGGCUGCCCAACUUUCAGCGUGUGGAAUGGAUUGCGGAUGACAAGUGCAUGUGCAUCUUUGCAGAUGCACAGGCUACCAGCAAGUCCUUGAGUAGCUGCUUGGAGGGCUUCGAGGCCGGGGCCCACCCGGGCCCGGGGCUGUGGCGAGCCAGCCGAGGGAUGAUCGAGUUCCGACAGGCGACGGUUCUGGACGUGCCAUCCGCCAACUUCAAGCGGCAGCACCGGGCGGGUCGCCAGGUACGGGAUUACCGGUUCUGGGAAGCUGCGAAGGACAUUGAUAAGGGCAUCCUGGAUUCACUGGAGCAGCAGGGAACAAAGCGGCCUGCACCCUCUGGCGAAGAUGCCAUUGCUGCAGCAGUGCCAGCGGAUCAGCUGGAGGCCCCUCGAAAGCGCCGCAAAGUGCAAGUCGAAGAAGAGGAAGUGCCUGACAUCCUGCAGCAGAUGGCACAGAAGGACAAAGAAAUUAUGGCGCUGAAGGAGGAGGUGCAAGAGCCGGCCGCGUCGGGGGAAGCUGAAGCCGUUGCCGCGGUGAGCGACGUGGUGCCGCAGGAGAAGUGGGAGGACAGCUGGUUUGCGCAGCAAGCCAAGACGGCAGGAAGAAGAACGGAAGCCUGGGGCCGUCAUGCUCAGGCAGACGACCUGCAGCCCAGGGAAGAUUUCGAUCGCCGCAAAGAACCAGGUGAGCGGCGCAGGGAUGUUCGGCGAGGGGACCGGGAUUGGCGGCACGACCAAUUCCAUGAGAUGCUGGACCGCGGCCCCGGCUGGGGGCAUGACGAUCGUCGGGAUGAGGGACGAGCUCGCAAGCGUCGAGGUGAGGCUCACCACCGGGGAACCGAGCCAGCGACUGGUCAGCCAGGUCCUGCCUCUGGCUCCGUUUGGGAGGCGGAUGAGAACGAGAGGCGCAAGCGGCAGAAGCGCAUGGACCGCUUCAGCAAGGCUGCCCCUGCAGCGGCCACGGACACAGCCGGGGACCAGGAUCGCUGAGGGCUUCGGCUGAGAUCGGCCCCAUGGGCGCGAG
Effrenium voratum is the source of this 1351-nucleotide messenger RNA. The record is from the annotation of a GenBank genome assembly. NCBI's taxonomy places the organism in Eukaryota, Dinophyceae, Suessiales, Symbiodiniaceae.